AUGCGCUUAAGCGAUCACAGGAACAACACGCUAAUCUGUCACGAGGAGAAGAAAUCAUCAUGGAAUUAUGGAAGAGUUGGAAGAGAUUUGACAAUUCGGAUUGAAUCGAGUAAAGUGGACAAUCGACGUCUACCGUCGAAAUCUCUUACGCCAUACUUCAAAGCAAAAGAACGCGAACAGCUGAUGCUAUGGGGAGUUGGAAAGAACUUCAACAGCCGCCCACCAAGUGUUGCGUAUCGAAACGCCUCCCACGAGGGCGGUUGA
Haemonchus placei is the source of this 264-nucleotide messenger RNA. NCBI's taxonomy places the organism in Eukaryota, Metazoa, Nematoda, Chromadorea, Rhabditida, Trichostrongylidae. The record is from the annotation of a GenBank genome assembly.